This is a messenger RNA of Telopea speciosissima, 2458 nucleotides long. RefSeq names its product probable methyltransferase PMT2. The record is from RefSeq and is a predicted model, not a curated record. The transcript is spliced from 7 exons. Gene Ontology annotation, molecular function: methyltransferase activity. Gene Ontology annotation, cellular component: endosome; cytoplasm; trans-Golgi network. NCBI's taxonomy places the organism in Eukaryota, Viridiplantae, Streptophyta, Magnoliopsida, Proteales, Proteaceae. The coding region runs from base 168 to 2024 and encodes 618 amino acids.
GCCGACUUUUGUUCUCUUUUUUUUUCUUCUGCUCUCUCAGAGCUUGGAGCUUUUAUCUGGUCCAGAUAAAAGGACAUUACUUGCGUCGGUGAUGAAGUUGUUGAAAUAAAUCUUAUUUUCAAGAUCUCGAAUUGUCCUUCUUCUCUUUUUCCUGAAUUUGGGGCACCAUGGCUAUGAAAAUGAAUUCAUCAGACAAUAGGACACGGAGCUCCGUCUCUAUAUUUAUUGUUAUUGGUUUGUGUUGUUUCUUCUAUAUUUUGGGAGCUUGGCAGAAAAGUGGUUUUGGGAAAGGUGACAGCAUAGCUUUAGCGAUCACCAAGCAGACAGAUUGCAGUAUCCUGUCAAAUCUGAAUUUUGAGACCCACCAUGGUGGUGAUGCUGGGGUAAUCGACGAUUCUGAUUCAAAAGCUCCAGUGUUUAAGCCAUGCGAUGCUAAGUAUACUGAUUACACACCCUGCCAAGAUCAAAGUCGUGCUAUGACCUUCCCCAGAGACGAUAUGAAUUACAGAGAAAGGCAUUGUCCUCCGGAGGAAGAGAAGCUGCAUUGCCUUAUUCCAGCACCUAAAGGAUAUGUGACUCCUUUUCCUUGGCCAAAAAGUCGUGAUUAUGUACCCUAUGCAAAUGCACCAUAUAAGAGCUUGACAGUUGAGAAAGCUGUUCAGAACUGGAUUCAAUAUGAGGGCAAUGUGUUUCGGUUUCCUGGUGGAGGAACACAGUUUCCUCAAGGAGCUGAUACAUAUAUUGAUCAACUUGCUUCUGUGAUCCCAAUUGAAAAUGGCACAGUCAGAACUGCAUUGGACACUGGAUGUGGGGUUGCGAGUUUGGGUGCAUACCUGUGGAAAAGAAAUGUAAUAGCCAUGUCAUUUGCCCCAAGAGAUUCACAUGAAGCACAAGUUCAAUUUGCUUUAGAAAGAGGUGUGCCAGCAGUUAUUGGUGUUCUUGGAACCAUAAAGGUUCCAUAUCCAUCUAGGGCUUUUGAUAUGGCUCACUGUUCUCGCUGUUUGAUUCCAUGGCAUGGAAAUGAUGGCAUGUACAUGAUGGAAAUAGAUCGAGUCCUUAGACCUGGGGGCUACUGGGUGUUGUCUGGUCCUCCCAUUAAUUGGAAGAAUAACUACAAAUCAUGGCAGCGUCCUAAGGAGGAACUCCAAGAGGAACAGAGAAAGAUUGAAGAGAUGGCUAAAAGUCUUUGCUGGGAAAAGAAGCAUGAAAAGGGUGAGAUUGCCAUCUGGAGGAAGAGAGUAAAUGCUGAGUCAUGUAGAGGAAGACAAGAUGAUUCUCGUGCUACUAUUUGUGAAUCUAAAAAUCCAGAUGAUGCUUGGUACAAGAAAAUGGAGGUGUGUAUAACUCCUUAUCCCGAGGUUAAUAAUCAAGAUGAAGUUGCUGGAGGAGAGCUUAAACCUUUUCCUGAGAGGCUUAAUGCGGUUCCCCCUAGAAUAGCUGGUGGAUCUGUCCCUGGAGUUUCUGUUGAGACAUAUUUGGAUGAUAAUAAAUUAUGGAAGAAGCAUGUAAAGGCUUAUAAGAAGAUCAAUCAAAUCAUUGACUCGGGGAGGUACCGCAACAUAAUGGAUAUGAAUGCUGGAAUGGGAAGUUUUGCGGCAGCACUUGAAUCUCCAAAACUGUGGGUUAUGAAUGUUAUGCCUACAAUUGCUGAUAAAGACACUCUUGGUGUUAUUUAUGAACGAGGAUUGAUUGGCAUAUAUCAUGACUGGUGUGAGGCUUUCUCUACAUACCCAAGGACGUAUGAUCUUAUUCAUGCCAAUGGUGUUUUCAGCUUAUACAAAAACAAUGCCAGGUGUGAGGCAGAAGACAUUCUUCUAGAGAUGGAUCGGAUUCUAAGACCUGAGGGUGCAGUAAUAUUCCGUGAUGAAGUUGAUGUGCUGAUCAAGGUGAAGAAGAUUGUGGGAGGGAUGAGGUGGAAUGCAAAAAUGGUUGAUCAUGAGGAUGGUCCCCUGGUCCGUGAAAAAGUAUUGGUUGCUGUCAAACAGUAUUGGGUUGUAGGUGGAAAGAACUUGACAUCCUCCUGAUAGAAAUGAGAAAAAGAGGAACCCAAGUAGGAUUGUGAGCAGGUAUUGACAACCCUCAGUUAGGUGUUUGCAGCUCAUGACUUAUUCCUUGCUCACCGGCAUUUUUGUGGAUGAAUAGUUACAGCCUGAGGUUGAGGGUUCUGAAGUUUUCUGAUGUUCAGUUAAUAUUUAUUGAUGUUCUUCGUUGUACUCUCAUAUAGAUUAUCCAGUUCCACUAGGUUAAUGAUUUUGGUUUUCUAUUUACGUGUACUGUAAUCUUUAAAAUAUCCAACAGCCGACACAAUUGCAAACGAGCUUUUGGCCAAAUGGCUGUCUAAAUUUUUGGCUGUUAGGUUUUCUUUCCAUGAUCUGUAAACAGAUUUAUAAUUUCUCAGCGUUCAUAAUUCAUAAAUUGAAAGGAAAUUGCUAACAUGGUGCAGGAAAGUUUUGUUCCU